AUGUCCUACGAAAUGUCCCACCUGGGCUCGCGGGCCUUCAACCACGACCAAAGCGGUGACUCCGAGGCCGAGUACGAUCGCCUCCGCGAUCUUGCGCGCCAGGAGGCCUCCAAGCGAGGCGAGUGCUUUCACCGGUCGAAGGAAGCCUACUCAAGCGGCGAUGGCGCCGGCGCAAAACAGCUUUCGGAAGAGGGCAAGUCCCACGGCCGCAAGAUGGAGCAAUACAACAAGCAAGCGUCCGAAUACAUUUUCCGUGAGAACAACGCCAAUGGCCGCGUAGCGGCGGACACAAUCGAUCUCCACGGUCAGUUCGUCGAAGAGGCGGAGGAGAUCCUGGAAGAGCGCAUUAAGUAUGCCAAGUCCCACGGACAAAGCCACCUCCAUGUCAUCGUUGGUAAGGGCAACCACUCUGCCGGCCAUGUCCAGAAGAUCAAGCCUCGCGUCGAACAAGUCUGCCAGGAACUCGGCCUGAAAUACGCCAUCGAGGAUAACGCCGGCCGUAUCUACGUCAACCUGACCGGUGGUGAGGCGGUCAUGCCCGACUACCCUUCGCACCAGGCACCACACCAGGGUGGCUCGCAUGGCGGGUACCCCGGCCAGCAGCAGGGACACCACCAGCAGCAACAGCACCAGCAACAGCCACAACAGCAGGACGAGGUGGAAAAGAUCGUCAAUGCGGUGUUGCCCAAGGUUAUGCGCAAGCUGGAGAAGGCGUGCUGUGUGGUGAUGUAA
Molecule: messenger RNA, 732 nt
Organism: Penicillium waksmanii
Lineage: Eukaryota; Fungi; Ascomycota; Eurotiomycetes; Eurotiales; Aspergillaceae
Product: Smr domain-containing protein
Exons: 4
Coding region: 1-732 (243 amino acids)
Source: RefSeq, a predicted model, not a curated record